Molecule: messenger RNA, 1263 nt
Organism: Clonostachys solani
Lineage: Eukaryota; Fungi; Ascomycota; Sordariomycetes; Hypocreales; Bionectriaceae
Source: the annotation of a GenBank genome assembly
AUGGAUCCUCUCAGCGUUGCAGCAUCAAUUGCAGGCUUGGCCACAGCCGCUGGAGAGGUGACCAAGAUCCUAAAGCCAUACGUCUCUGCCGUCUCCGAGACGGUGCCGCCAAUUGCCCUGCAGGUAUAUGCCGAAGUGGAGAGCACGCAGAUUAUUCUCUCAGCGGUGCAGCGCCUGAUCAACAAUCUGAGCCUCGCGAAAAACACCUCCCUCAUCCAGGUUGAUGAUAUAGUUGCCGUCUUAACCGAUGGAGUGCUUGUGUAUUCAGACCUGGAGGAAGCCAUUGGCGAGCUACGGAUCGAGUUGCCAGCGGAUUCGAUCCCCUUGCGUUCACGACUGAUAUGGGCCCACAAGCAGAGCAAGGUGCACUCCCUUCUGACGAGGCUCCAGGGUUUUAAAUCAUCCACAAGCUUGAUUUUAAAUUUAUUAAACUGCUAUGUUGGGUUUUUCAAGGUGGUAGAGACCCUGGAGUCAAUCUUGGGGGAACUUGUCAAACGAAACAUUCUAAAGAGCGAACGUCUGGGUGAGCAGAUGCCUUCGUACGGCGAUAUGUUCGAGGAUGUGGGAGCCACCGUGAACAGUUUCCUAGACACUGAACGGGGUUUCUUCGAACAGAUGAGGACACUGUUAGCCAUAAAAACCAAGAAGGGUUUUGAGCUCUUCAAUGGUAGCGAGUCUCAAAUCGUGUUCGUGACGCUCUUCAAAAAACGAGAGCCUAAGAGGGCCGGCCGAGUACUCAGCGAUCUGAUGCUCGCCGCGAAUGCUAUUAGGUCGAUCCAAACAGACAUCAAGCAAACUAAAGAAACGAUCCCCUUAGCACUAUUUUUGGUUGAUUUGAACAAUUGGAUGCAGGACUGGGAAGGACAUCAAGUCGAGCAUUUCGGGGACUUAGUCAUGUGCGGAAGAUACCUAAUCCACUUCAAGGGCAAGAAGGAUACAAAACAGUAUCAUCUAUAUCUCUUUGAGAACGUCUUGCUUAUUUGCAAAGAACAGUCGAUGACAGCCGCGAACCCUAAAGGCUCCGAGGAAAGUAACGCCAACCUACCCAAGUCAAGCCUGGGCAUAGAAGCUGUAAUCUUUCUCUGGGAAAUCAAAGGGCUUUGGCCAUUUGGGGUAGAAGAUUCCUAUCACCUCUACAUAAGAUUGGAACCAAAUGAGUUUUCAGGGAAGUUAAAAAUCUAUUUUUCGAAGGAGAAGGAGAUGAAUGAGUGGAGACACGAGAUCCAUGAGCUGAUCAUACAAAAUGGCCUACGCCGCUUCCUA